This is a messenger RNA of Klebsormidium nitens, 2033 nucleotides long. The record is from the annotation of a GenBank genome assembly. Lineage: Eukaryota; Viridiplantae; Streptophyta; Klebsormidiophyceae; Klebsormidiales; Klebsormidiaceae.
ACACCGCCCACUAUGGACCAGUUCCCCAAGCUGGAGCCCCUGCUCGAGCAGGAGGGAGAGUCUUCCCCCCCCGGUGCGAACACCCUCGAGGAAGGUGCGAUGACCCACGAGCAGCGCAGCGCGCUCCAGAUUGCGCGCGCGCGCGCGCUGUGCGAGCUGGAGGAACUAGACAUGGCGCCAUGCGAGGAGCGGGACCAGAAGGCGCGCAAGGACCUGCUCAUGUCCGAGUGCAGAAGGUGGUGGCACGCACUGCUGGACAAGGACAAGUGGAUCCGGGACCAGGAUCAAGGCCUUGUUGAUAGAGUCGUCGCCGCCAUCCAAUGCCGCUUCCCCGAGCAGUCCAUCCCGUCGAUCCGUGCAAUAAUUGCGCGCUCAAUGCGCAAGGCCCGCGAAAAGACCAAGAUUGCGACAACCAAGGCGGGCACCCCCCUCCAGACGCCCGAAGAAGACCUCCCCCUGUCCUCAUUUAAGGCCAUGUAUGGGCGCAGCACACCCCCCCUGGGAACUCUAGAGCUUCCCCACAACGCCUCCCCGAUGGUCGACUUCGUGCGCACGGCUAAGCUUCCCCAAAUGAGCGACAGCGCGACGAGCUCCGACGGCGGAAAGGCGACCGCCGAGGGGGGGCGGAAACGCCCCGCGGAGGAGACCCCCUGGACGAAGAAAGUGCGGGUGCGCAACGAGCAUCGGAGCCCCCCGGCCUCGGGGUUGACGUCAGACAGCGACGAAGCGGUCCCGGGGGCUCUUCCCGGGCACGUAAAGAUGCCGUUUGACAUUCCCCCCGCCCCUCGCUUCAAGGGCGGCCCCGCCGUCUCCGCGAGGCUGAGCUACCCCCCCUCAACGAGCUACGCGACCCCGAGCACUCAAACCGACCUCUGGACGCCAGCCAAAAGUGGUCGGCAGGAGGCAGCGGACGACUUUAUGGUCAGGGCUGCGACGGCGACGCCCCCCCGGACGACAGGGCACAAUGGAGCUGGCUAUGGAAUGGCGGAUGACGUCAAGGACCGCAUGCGCGCCCUCGAGCUGCGGGUCGCUCAGCUUCAGGCGCAGCAGUCCACUUGGCAGGCGGAGAAGUUGGCCCUCGAGUGGCACGUCCAGAAACUAGAGGGGGGAGAGAUGCGCGCGCGAGAAGCGCUCGCGCAGUUCCAGGCGCGGGCCGAGGGGCUCGAGCGGGAGCUGCACAUGAAGGCGCUCGCGAAUGCGGACCUGGAGCGCCAGGUCCGGACACUCGCGUACGCUCUCCGGGGGUCCGCCGUCGAACUAGACUGCGCGCCCGCCGCCCCCGCCUCCCUGUUUCACGACUACUCGCAACAAAGGGAGCAACAGAAGCUGCUCCCCGCUCUGCUCUUGGCGUACCAGAAAAUGAUGCAGGGGGGACACGUGUCAACCGCCCACAUGCCCCAGAUCGAAGGCGAGGAUCAGACACGGCCGUGAAAGAAGAAAGCGGGUUUCAUGGAAUCAGAGGUGUUGAUCCACGUGGCAGCAUGUGGUUGGGGUCCGUGAAGUAAGAGAGCGGGUUUUGUGGAAUAAAAGGUGUCAGUCCACGUGGCAGCAUCUGGUUGGGGUUAGUGUAGGGCGGGCCUGGCCGGUUUGCCAAAGAAACUGCGUGCUGCAGUAGAAUUUCUGCGGCAGCUGAAAGUUUGGAACUUCCAGGACGGAGCUGUACUGCGAAAGCGGACUAAAGCUAGGUACGUCGAGCCAGAACGGAAUCCGCUGGCGGAUUGAGGACUUCGCAAGCAGAAGUGUUUGAUUAAACCGCCGAUCAGAAUCUUGUACAACGUUUCCGCAGGUCAAACACCUUCUUAGUCAGUUUUCAUCGGGCAAUUUUUGAGCACGUUGCGAACCCUGUACUAUUCAAUGUAUAAGCAGAGACUGCGCAAGAGCAGGGAUCAAAUUAGAAGCUUAGUGCAUAUGUAGGGUGCGGAGGAGUUAGGUGACUUUGGCAAUAUCAAGGUAGAAUGUUUUUAUAGGCAGGCUGGGGCCCGGACGUUUGCUCGCAAUCUUAUUCUGCCAGGCGUAAAGCUCGGUAAUAAUAC